This is a messenger RNA of Wyeomyia smithii (pitcher-plant mosquito), 6379 nucleotides long. RefSeq names its product protein slit (gene sli). Gene Ontology annotation, biological process: negative chemotaxis; axon guidance. The record is from RefSeq and is a predicted model, not a curated record. Gene Ontology annotation, molecular function: Roundabout binding; calcium ion binding; heparin binding. The transcript is spliced from 20 exons. Lineage: Eukaryota; Metazoa; Arthropoda; Insecta; Diptera; Culicidae. Bases 1884 to 6326 code for a protein of 1480 amino acids.
UCUUCCGCGUCGGGUGGAUGUUAGCAGUUUUGUGGUCGGCUCUUACAGCUCAGGUUCAUCUUUAUUUGAUUUCCUGUUGAAGAGGAGUGAGAAAAUUAUAUCCUGAUGGAUAUUGUUGUGCGUUGACAUCGUGCAUUCCAACGAUGUAGAGUGGAAUGAGUUUGAUUGGGGUUUGUGUCUGUUUGAAACUCCGCGGGGAAAGUGUUUGUUGUAGGAGUUGAAGCAAAUUUUCAAUUAUUUUGGUUGAAUUCAACGUGGUGAUAAUUAUAAUUGUCCAGUUGGUUAAAGAUUCAAUACAAGUGGAAACAGAAGAAAUAGGUUUUUGGCGCGUUUGCGCGCAGUCCUCUACCAUUCCGCCAUUGGACGUACCGUGAAUGGUUGGUUGUGAUCGAUAGCAGCGCCCACCGCCGGAAGGAGAGUGGCGAAAAGUUGGAUGAAAAGCGUGUCAUGUACACAAAGCAGUACUUGCUGGGUUAAGAAGAACGGAUGCAUUGCCCUUUCAUCGGCACUGUGGAUCAAGAAGCAACUGAAGAAACGUAAUAUACCGGUUCAAGCAGAAAUCCUUUUUAGGAAAUGCGGUGGUAUGAAGUUAUGCUGAAAAGGAGAGUGCUUGCUGUAAGCGAGGAAGAGUUGAAUGAAAAAUAAGUCCACGGAGAAAUGGCUAAACGUGUGUAGUGUAACAUAACAGAAAAGAAAGCACUGCAUGAAAUAUUAACGAAGCUCGAGAAUAGAAGAGCAGAGUGGAAGUAGGCAAAUUAAAGCCUUACUGGAGUUUGUUGUGUUUUUGAAGCCAAAAAGGAGACGGUUGUCGAUACGCUACAUUAGAAGCAGUAUUUACUCAUACUACUGCAGAGUAACGACCUUUAACAGUUGAACAAGGAAUACUUUUGUACGCUGGAGGUAUUCCCGUUGAAAGUGUGUUCAUUCUUAUGCUGCGAUAAGAGUGAAUGUUAUAAAUAAUCUAUUGAGGGACUUGAGGUGGAUUAUUUCUUGCAUAGAACGUCUGUUGGACGAGGCAAACCGAAACCAGUGUUGGAAAGACUCGAUUGAAUGGGAUUUUCGUGCUGCACAGGACCUGCCAUCAACUACGCUAUAGCGGAGGUCCGCGUUCGGUUAACUGAUGCAGAAGUGAAAUUUUAAUUAUUACUAGAAGUUAACCUCCUGCCGGCUGGUCUAUUUCUGCACUUUUGCGUGCCGGCAGGCCAAAUAGUCAAUAGUUCUACCGGACGGAAGCGUGCAACGAAGCAGAAGUAAGGCAACAGUAACAAUAUUAGCAGAUGAACCUGGAACAUCUCCGCGCGUAGGAUUCGUGCAGUAUACAGCGCUAGAUAACGACAACGACAGUGGCGCAAGUUGCAUGCUGUAAAAGUUUUUCGCAUGCACCAGACUCAUCGAAAUGCGAAACACGUGCUGAGCGGCGAAGAAAAGUGUAUCGCGGCAGCAGCAGCAGUUAUGAAAAUUAAUUGAAUACAGAUUUUCCUGGUGGCGGUGAGAGUGCUAAAAUUUAUAAUUAAAUUAGUGUGGAUAAUAGUUUUUUGGGCUGCUGGAGAGAUCUGCUUCUAGUAGUGGACUGUCUGGUCAAGCUGUUUGCCUACCUGUCGAUGUGCAUUUUAGCGUAAAAAUUCGUGCAGAAUGUGUGGCAUUCAAUAAUGAUCAUAAAGGCCAAACGCAACACAAUGCCGCGGUUUGUGAGUGAGGAAAUCCAAACAAAUAAUCGCUAAUAAGCUAAAAGUGUGAAAUUAUCGCGCACCAUUCCGGGUAGUUGUUUCCCGUAUGUACAUAAUUGAAUGAAUUCAGAUUCCCGAAAUUCGUUAUUAAAAAAUAAAAUUAAAUAAUAAAAUCGGAAAAGCAGAGGUGCAAAGCUUAAUGCGUGGUGUGCCAAAAUGGCAAGUGCCCGAUACUGGUCCAUACCACCGUUUAAAAUGUUAGUUUUGACUGUGCUUUUACUGACCCUCGCCGGGCAAUCCCUGUGCGAACCGUAUGGCGGUGGACACUAUGGGUUUAAUGGCGAGAUGGUGCGGUGUCCCCGGCUUUGUUCCUGCACCGCCCAAACCGUGGAUUGCUCACACCGAGGACUGACGCAGGUGCCGAGGAAGAUCCCUGUGGAUACCGAUAGAUUAGAUCUACAAGGCAACAACAUCACUGUCAUCUAUGAAUCAGAUUUCCAGGGUCUGUCAAAGUUGCGAAUAUUGCAACUGACGGAUAAUCAAAUCUACACGAUAGAGAAGGAUGCCUUAUUGGAUCUCUUAUCGCUGGAACGAUUACGACUUAAUAGCAAUCGCUUAAAAUCAAUACCAGAUAAUUUUUUAUCGAGCGCUGCUAAUUUAUUACGAUUAGACCUCUCCCAUAAUGUCCUCACUGCUAUCCCAAAGCGAGCAUUCAAGGGUGCCACAUCACUCCGCAGUCUACAGCUGGACAACAACCAAAUCACCUGUCUGGACGAGCAAGCCGUCAAAGGAUUGGCGGAGCUGGAAAUACUGACAUUGAACAACAACAACAUUACAACCCUGCCUCGAGAUAUGUUCACCGGAAUGCCCCGUUUGCGCGCCUUGCGUCUUUCGGAAAAUCCAUUCGCGUGCGAUUGUCAUCUGUCGUGGCUGGCACGGUACUUGAAAAAUGCACCACGCCUAGCGCCGUACACGCGAUGCCACUCGCCCAGCCAACUCAAGGGCCAGAUCGUGGCCGAUCUACACGACCAGGAGUUCAAGUGCUCAGGUCUGACAGAGAACGCACCAAUGGAAUGCGGCGGUAGGAGUCUGUGUCCGCAUCCGUGUCGAUGCGCCGAUGGUAUCGUGGACUGUCGUGAAAAAAGCCUGACUAGCGUGCCGUCCACUCUGCCAGAAGAUACCACAGAAUUGCGGCUAGAGCAAAACUACAUCACCGAAAUUCCCCCGAAAGCGUUCGCCAGCCACCGAAGGCUAAAGCGGAUAGAUUUGUCUAAUAACAACAUUUCACGCGUUGCCUACGAUGCCUUCAGUGGUCUGAAAUCGCUUACAUCGCUUGUCCUUUAUGGCAAUAAAAUUAAGGAUUUGCCGGCAAGUGUUUUUAAGGGAUUAACUUCGCUCCAGUUGCUUCUGUUGAACGCCAACGAAAUCACAUGCGUGCGGAGGGACGCCUUCAAGGACCUGCAGAAUCUCAGUCUAUUGUCGCUGUACGAUAACAACAUACAAACGUUGGCCAACGGCACGUUCGACUCGCUCAAGAGCAUUCAAACUUUGCACUUGGCACGUAAUCCCUUCAUUUGCGAUUGUAAUCUACGGUGGUUGGGUGACUAUUUGCAUCAGAAUCCAAUCGAAACCAGUGGAGCCCGCUGUGAUUCACCCAAACGGAUGCAGCGUCGCCGCAUAGAAGCACUGAAAGAUGAGAAAUUUAAAUGCACGGAUGAUUUAAGUAAAACCAUAUAUGCUGGCGAGUGUCGGAUGGAUCAGGAAUGCCCUGCGGCGUGUCAUUGCGACAGAACAACGGUGGAUUGUUCGGCUCGCGGACUGAAAGAAAUUCCAAGGGAUAUUCCUCUGUACACCACUGAACUUUUACUCAACGACAAUGAACUGAACCGAAUACGAUCGGACGGCCUGUUUGGUCGUUUGCCCAAUUUGGUCAAGCUUGAUUUACGUCGAAACCAGAUUGUAAACGUCGAACCAAACUCAUUCGAAGGCGCUACUAAAAUACAGGAGCUAUACAUGAGCGAAAAUAAAAUAGCAGAGGUCUACAAUAAAAUGUUUCUAGGACUGCAUCAACUAAAAGUAUUAUCACUGUAUGAUAACUUGAUCACCUGUGUAAUGCCUGGAUCAUUCGAGUUUCUUUCAUCCUUAUCUCAGCUAAACCUUGCUUCAAAUCCGUUCCGCUGUAACUGCCAUUUGGGUUGGUUCUCGGAUUGGUUGCGCAAAAAACAGCUCGGAGGUCCUCCGGCUCGAUGUGCGUCACCUGUCAAGGUACGCGAUGUCCCCGUGAGAGAUUUGCCACACUUUGAGUUUAAAUGUUCUUCGGAUGCUGACCAGGGUUGCCUUGGAGAAGGCUACUGUCCGCCCUCCUGUACAUGUACUGGAACCGUCGUCCGUUGCUCUCGAAAUAAAUUGAAAGAAAUUCCCAAAUCUAUUCCUGCCGAAACGACCGAACUCUAUCUGGAGUCCAAUGAUAUAUCAAUGGUUCACACUGAACGAAUCAGUCAUUUAAAAUCACUUACUCGAUUAGAUCUCAGUAACAACAAAGUGAGCAUGUUGUCCAAUUAUACAUUUGCAAACCUUACUCGCCUAUCUACGCUUAUCAUCAGCUAUAACAAUCUACAGUGUGUCCAGCAGCAUGCGUUAGCUGGAUUGAAAAGUUUGAAGGUCCUGUCUCUACAUGGAAAUCACAUUUCCAUGAUUCCCGAUGGGUCGUUUGUUGAUCUUCAAUCGAUCACGCAUAUUGCCCUUGGCAGUAAUCCUCUCUAUUGUGAUUGUUCCCUCAAAUGGCUUUCCGAGUGGGUUAAACGGGACUAUGUUGAACCCGGUAUCGCACGUUGUGCCGAACCUGAGACCAUGAAGGAUAAACUUGUGUUAUCGACACCAGCCAGUCAAUUUGUUUGCAAAGGCAAAGUGAAUAAUGAAAUUCUCUCUAAAUGUGAUGCAUGUUACACCUUCCCUUGCAAGAACAAUGCUGCCUGCAAAGCUCUACCCGAAAGGCAGUAUGAGUGUCAGUGUCCUCCAGGAUAUCACGGCGCUCACUGUGAAUUAAUGAUUGAUGCGUGCUACGGAAAUCCAUGCAGAAACAACGGCACAUGUACGGUACUUGAAGAGGGCCGCUUCAGUUGCCAGUGCGUCUCGGGUUAUUCAGGAGCGCGAUGUGAAAUCAACAUCGACGAUUGCACGAAUCACAAAUGUGCAAAUAAUGCCACAUGUAUGGAUGGAGUCAACUCUUACAGUUGCGCAUGUCUACCCGGUUAUACUGGACCAUAUUGUGAGUCGAAAAUCGAAUUCUGUGGCAAAGAUUUCAACCCAUGCCAGAAUGAAGCUAAAUGCGUUGAUCACUCUACGCACUACAGUUGUGAAUGCAUCCCAGGCUAUCGUGGUAUCAACUGCACAGAAAACAUUGACGAUUGUGUCAACCAUAUGUGCCAGAAUGGCGGAACCUGUAUCGAUGGUAUCAACGAUUACAUGUGUAAAUGUCCUUCUGAGUUUACUGGGAAAUUUUGUGAAGGAACUCCAAUGGUCGCAAUGCUUUACCCGCAAACUUCUCCUUGUCAGCAGCACGAGUGCAAAUUUGGCGUUUGCUUUCAGCCGAAUCCCACUAGUGCUGAUUACAUUUGCAAGUGUGCUCCGGGGUAUUCUGGCAAGCGAUGCGAGUAUCUAACCAGCUUGACGUUCUUGCAUAAUAAUUCAUUUGUGGAGCUCGAACCACUAAGGACGAAACCAGAAGCAAACGUUACAAUCGCCUUCAGCAGCACCCAACAGAACGGCGUUUUGAUGUACGAUGGUAACAAUGAACAUCUAGCAGUAGAGUUGUUUAAUGGUCGCAUUCGUGUAAGUUAUGACGUGGGAAACUAUCCGGUCUCUACUAUGUAUAGUUUCGAGAUGGUGGCUGAUGGAAAAUAUCACCUUGUGGAGCUGAUUGCAGUGAAAAAGAAUUUCACCCUACGGGUAGAUCGCGGAUUAGCGAGAUCCAUUAUCAAUGAAGGCACAAAAGAUUAUUUAAAACUAACCAGUCCAAUGUUUCUGGGAGGAUUACCGCCUGAGCCGGGUCAACAGGCCUACAAACUCUGGCAUCUUAGAAAUCUUACCAGUUUCAAAGGCUGCAUGAAAGAGGUAUGGAUUAAUCACAAACAGGUUGACUUUUUGAAUGCAGCUCGUCAGCAAAAAGUUACACCUGGUUGUGCCCUGCUGGAUGCCGAAAACGAAGGAGAAGUAGAUGAUGACUUUAUGCAGGAAACACCAAUGAUAGUCAAAGAGGUUGACCCCUGCGAGAAUCAUCAGUGCAAGCGGGGUGGUAAAUGUAUACCCAACGGGAAGGGUAGCUAUUCCUGCAAGUGUAAGAACGGUGCCAAGGGCAAAUUCUGUGACCAAGGUGAGGGCUCGGUAUCGGUAGUCGUCGAUGAGGAUCCCUUCAAAGCUCCCUCUUCCGGUUCGUCCACUUGCCGCAAAGAGCAAGUGCGAGAGUACUACACCGAGAACGAUUGUCGAUCCCGGCAACCACUGAAGUACGCAAAAUGCGUAGGUGGCUGCGGGAAUCAGUGUUGCGCAGCCAAAGUUGUACGACGAAGAAAAGUACGCAUGGUGUGUAGCAACAAUACCAAAUACAUCAAGCACCUUGAUAUCGUGCGCAAAUGCCAUUGUACAAAGAAAUGCUACUGACUGCAAGACGCGACUACCCAAACAACAUCAACACCAAUACCAGAAACAACAAC